UUGCAAAAAGCAGCGCUUAUGCCACAAAAAAACACAUUUUUCUUCCUUUUUUUUAAUUGGGCAAAAACAUUUUCCUCUUGGCAAAAACAUUUUCCCUCUUUCUAAACAACUUUAGCAUUGACUCCAAAAACCCCCCAAAUCGACUCUCUCUCUCAUUUUUUUCCCAAAUUCCCAAAUCAUUGACAACUUUAGCAUUGACUCUGGUUGGCCGGCCAUUGUUACUCGGGUCGGCCAUUGUGGCGUUCGUUUGGUGUUAGUGGUGCAGUUUGGAGGUACUAUUGUCAAACUUUAAAAAGAGAAGUUUUUGGCAGAUCUAGCUAAUCCAGGUGAUGAAGUUCUUGUUGCAAGGAAAGGACAAGGAAGAGUGAGCAAUUCUUAUGAAGUUCUUGUUGCAAGGAAAGGAAAAUGAGGAAUUAGCUUGUUGGAAGUUCCGAAGCACAGAAGGAAACAAUUGACAACUUUAACAACAAAUAUAGUGAGAGAUGACACUGAUAAGAAAUGUUAGGUGGAAUAAGCUGCAAGAUGUCAUUCCACCUGAAAUAGGUGAACUAAAGCAGUUAGCACAUCUCUACCUAAGUUUUAAUAAUUUUAAAGGGGAAAUACCUAAGGAGCUUGCUAAUCUUCCUGAACUUCGUUAUCUCCAUCUACAUGAAAAUCAUUUUACUGGACGUAUUCCACUUGAACUGGGUACCUUACAGCAUCUUCGACACCUGGAUGUUGGUAACAAUCGUUUGGUUGGAACUAUAAGAGAACUCAUACGUAUUGAAGGAUACUUUCCGCUUCUCUGCAACCUAUACUUGAAUAAUAAUUAUCUUACUGGAGGUGUUCCAGCACAACUUGCAAAUUUGACGAACUUGGAAAUCUUAUAUCUAUCCUACAAUAGGAUGACAGGAGUUAUUCCAUAUAACAUUGCUCUUAUUCCAAAGUUAACUUAUUCUCAAGUGAUGCGGCUAGUGGACCCAUUUCGCCCAUGGAUGCAAGGAGAUCACGUGAUGAUAAUGAUCCUAAUGACAUUCUUUGAUUUCGUUGCAUUUGUCUUGGAUAUUCAAUUAUGAUGAUGUAAUUGUGUGGUUGGAGUGAAUCUUAGAAUAUUGAAGGUUUUGUGUUAAAAUUUGAUUUUGGAGUUUGAAGAUA
Molecule: messenger RNA, 1134 nt
Organism: Capsicum annuum
Lineage: Eukaryota; Viridiplantae; Streptophyta; Magnoliopsida; Solanales; Solanaceae
Product: LRR receptor-like serine/threonine-protein kinase SIK1
Exons: 9
Coding region: 483-1055 (190 amino acids)
Molecular function (GO): protein binding
Source: RefSeq, a predicted model, not a curated record